Gasterosteus aculeatus aculeatus (three-spined stickleback) is the source of this 3162-nucleotide messenger RNA. It is a transcript of the gene pip5k1bb, whose product is annotated as phosphatidylinositol-4-phosphate 5-kinase, type I, beta b. Gene Ontology annotation, cellular component: plasma membrane. Gene Ontology annotation, biological process: phosphatidylinositol phosphate biosynthetic process. Gene Ontology annotation, molecular function: 1-phosphatidylinositol-4-phosphate 5-kinase activity. The record is from RefSeq and is a predicted model, not a curated record. NCBI's taxonomy places the organism in Eukaryota, Metazoa, Chordata, Actinopteri, Perciformes, Gasterosteidae.
GUGGAAGUCGCAUGCUCGUAUCCAGUGGUGCACCGAGAGGUUGUGCGUGGAGAGGCAGGGACACGCAGGGACGCAGACACACGCAGGACUCCUCACUUCACCUUCAGCUUGUGGAGGAAACGCACCACGUAGAACGAAUCGGUUUUUUAUUUAUUUUUAACACGCAUUCAUUCGUCUACUGAGGAUCGAGUGCUGGCGGAAGGGGACACUAAAGGGAACAUUUGAUUUCUACCCGGCUACGCAGGAGGAGAAGAUUUGCUGAGGGUCCCCUGCAGAUCCAAAGCCCUCUGAUGUUGGCUGACAUUGGCGAACAAAAGGAUGUCGCCCUGAUUGCUGUUUUGUUGGGCCCGGCUUUACAUUAGAAAAGAUGUCUACCACAACGGAAAGUGGGAUGGCAGGGCCCCGGAACACAAGCAGAGAGAAAACGUACAAAAAGACCACGUCAUCGGCCUUGAAGGGGGCCAUUCAGCUCGGCAUUGGCUACACAGUGGGCAACCUCACCUCCAAGCCUGACAGAGACGUGCUUAUGCAAGACUUCUAUGUAGUGGAGAGUGUCUUUUUGCCCAGUGAGGGAAGCAACUUGACGCCGGCCCAUCGCUAUCCUGACUUCCGUUUCAAGACCUACGCCCCGCUGGCCUUCCGCUACUUCAGGGAUCUGUUUGGCAUCAAACCAGACGACUACCUGUACUCCCUCGUUAACGAGCCUCUGAUCGAGCUGACCAACCCGGGCGCCAGCGGCUCGCUCUUCUACCUAACCAGCGAUGACGAGUUCAUCAUUAAAACCGUCCAGCACAAAGAGGCCAAGUUUCUCCAGAGAUUACUGCCUGGAUACUAUAUGAAUCUGAACCAGAACCCGCGCACACUGCUGCCCAAAUUCUAUGGACUCUACUGCAUCCAGUCCGGAGGCAUCAACAUCCGACUGGUGGUGAUGAACAACGUGCUGCCGCGCUCCGUCAAGAUGCACUACAAAUACGACCUGAAGGGAUCCACCUACAAGAGACAAGCGUCCAGGAAAGAGAGAGAAAAGGCGUGUCCCACAUACAAAGACCUGGACUUCCAGGACAUGCACGAAGAAGGUGUUUACUUUGACCCGGAGACGUACAACAACCUAAUGAAGACGCUGCAGAGGGACUGUCGGGUGCUGGAGAGUUUUAAGAUCAUGGACUACAGCCUGCUGCUGGGCGUGCAUGUCCCGGACCAGAGUCACAGAGAGGGGGCGGAGCCGGGCCAGGCCGGGGGGGACGGGAGGAGACCUGUGGGUCAGCGGGUGCUUUACUCCACUGCCAUGGAGUCCAUCCAGGGAGACGGCAAGGCCGCAGAAGCCCUCGCCACGGACGACACGAUGGGUGGCAUCCCUGCCAAAACACACAAGGAGGAAAAGCUGUUCAUAUUCCUUGGUAUCAUUGAUAUCCUACAGUCAUACAGGUUCAUUAAAAAGUUGGAACACUCAUGGAAGGCCCUGGUGUACGAUGGCGACUCCGUCUCGGUGCACCGGCCCGGGUUUUAUGCAAGCCGCUUCCUCAAGUUCAUGAGCACACGGGUCUUCAGGAAGACGCAGCCGCUGCGAUUCUCCCCUUCAAAGAGGACUCGUACGUCCAUCCCGGCUCUGAAGUCGUCCUCACAGGAGAUCCUUUCAAUGCAUGCAGAUGAGAGGAGAAGGGAGGACAGGAGGGACAGGCUGGGAGGGGCCUGCAGCCUCGCCAGUCUGGACGGACAAGCUGUGUUUGUGUCGUACCUGCGUCCAGAUCUGGUCCCUGCCAACCCUUCCUUCUACGACGGCUCCUCCAUGGGGACUACCUCCUCCAUCUUUGUCAACGUGGACAACCACUCACAGAAAAGAGAGGACGCUGCAUCCAGCUCCACGUUUACGCUGGAAGACAGCGCUAUCUGCCUGACUUCAGAGCACAGCACCGUGGAUGUGGACAUCGACCGGGAUGACGGGUCGGUUCUCGACGUCUACUUGUGAAAACCGCAGCUUUACGACGUUCAUUUUCAUUUAUUUUUUUCUUGCCAAAUCAAGACAAUCGCCACACUCCAUUGGCCGGGACCGGGCUGGCCCUCCGCUCCACAUCCCGUGCUGCUAGAUCCAUGUUGCCACUUGUAUUGCCAACACAUAAAAAUAAUCCUCUGGUUGAUGGAGUAAAAGAAGAGUUCCAGCGAUGGACCUCUGCAGUAACCAUGUAAUGUGAUGAACAUCAUGCUGAACGGCGUGUUGCUUUUUGGAGCAUGAGUCCACGCAGUGCCAUUAAGUUUUAUAUAUGUAUACUGUUUUCAUGGCCUACUCAAAGAGCUGAAUUAUUUACUACAUUGCAGAUGAGGGGGAGGGUAGAUACAUUUCUUUCAUUUCCUUUUUUCUGCUGACCAGGAAGAAAUUAAAAAGGAGCAUUUCAAAGUUUGCGACUGCACACCUUGUGGAACAAAGAAAUGUUUACAGUGAAUUUCUGGAAUUCUGUGGUGGCGUCUUUGUCCCUCGUUAAAAGGGCCGUGACGCUGACGCGCAGAAGACACAAGCCAGCUCACAGGCAACGGAUGAGAAAAGACUCAAAUGAACAGACGCGAUGGAUCCUGCAGCGGCUGAAGAGCCCACCUUAUCCCCUCUGGGCUGCCCGGACAAAGAGCUCCUGUGAAGGGAAGUGAGAGCGAACAGUUACUGGAUCUCGGAUGAGGCACAAACCAGAGGGAUGAUGGACUAGCUCUUGAUCAAAAGGCAAUUUUGACAUUGGUUUGAUCACGGUACAAAUUUCUUCUCUGAAGAGGUUGCUUUGGUGGGUGGGCUACCUUAGAAAAGCACAGAUUUGCAUAUGCGAUAGCACUUUGUUUCUCUUUAUACUCUUCAAUGCACACCUUUGUCAGUCAUUGAUUCUACAUAGAACAGUGAAGGAGCCAUUGUAGAUUUUUGAUGUGGAGCUAAUAGUUUUUUGUCAUGACUGAAGAUGCUUUCACUCAGGAUAUCCUUUGAUACUGAAGUGUGUCCUUUUGAAGAAGUAAGGAAUUCAUGCCUCGGCUAUCGAUACCUCUUCAUCAAGACCAUAUCCAACAAUCAGGAGUUGUGUAAAUCUCAAUAUUUUACCAUUUGCUAAAAGAAAAUGUUUAAUCGCUGAAUGUAAAGACAAUGCAUAUUUAUAUUCAGAGAAACUCCUACAAAUAAACUGCUUAAACUUG